Molecule: messenger RNA, 1360 nt
Organism: Cantharellus anzutake
Lineage: Eukaryota; Fungi; Basidiomycota; Agaricomycetes; Cantharellales; Hydnaceae
Exons: 5
Source: RefSeq, a predicted model, not a curated record
UCGUCAAGAGACAUUCGUGUUUCCAUUCUCCCCAGAUUCAGCCUCGAUCCAUAGCUUUAAGCGCUAUUUGGAAGCGAAACAGCUCCAUGAAGCUGACUGGGAGCCGGUCGUAAUGACAACACAGAAAGCACUGGCAAUGACACCACCAGCCUUUCAGAGUAUCGUUAACAAAGGGAGUCCUGUGGUCUUGGUAGGCCAACCAGAGCCUAUCGCCUUCGACCUUUCAGCGCUCUUUGGGCUCAUGGACUUUCGGUCUGAGGUUCGCUGCAUCUGUUCGGAUGAUGUUUCAUCAACCGGAGAUCAGCAGCUUCUAGUGAUGAGAGCGGGGGAUGCUGCUCAGGAGAUGUGUGAUUGGCAGAACUCCAGGCCGUUGAUCAUCGCCCAUGCCUCAACAGCCGCUACCGAGUAUCAGCCGAUAGAGAGCUCACACGACUCAGGCUUCUCAAUACCCACGAUGCAGCGCUUGUGGAUUUCCGUCUGGAAGAUCGCCCAUUUCGUGUUCAGGAUUGGAGAGGGCCGGUUAUCUCAGCUGUGGGUUCUAUACACCCCCCCCACCAGCCACCCAACGGCGUUGGCAUUAGUCUUCACUGCACUAGUGGACACAUCGUUUUCUUCAUCCCUAUCUUACGAGAUGACCAACAAGUCAUCGUCAAUUUCCAGGAUGUGGACGUACCUGUCGCUCUGGGCUUCGAAUAUCUGUAUGAAGCUCCACAUCGUUUCUCCUCAUUCGUUCUUUCCCCUGGCCAAACAGUGGUGCCCCUUCGAUGACUUUAUCUUCAGCAUCUUCCCCCCUGGCCAAAUAUAUGCCUAUGCCACGUUAUCUCGAAGGGUUGACGAUGAUGGUGAGGUCAGCCCGGGAUCUAUCAUGCAAGCAUCGUACUUCCUUGCUGCUGGGUGCAUGAAGCGCUCGUUCUUUGCAAGCUGGUUGGAUCGUAGCUCUGCUGAUCAAUCGGCAAGCGAGGAUGCUUGGAGUUCCACAGUCACUACGUGCCUGAUGGCCAUGGUGUUGAAGGCAGUGCGUGCCUUAUCCACUCCAGAGGGACAGAUUCCCCACUCUCCAAACGUUGUCAACCUCUUCGCGCUGGCUUCUAUGGCCAUGAUGUUCGUUGGGGAACAUGAACCAAAUCUGACUGCAAUGGCAAAGGCACUCUGUCGCCACUGUCAGGACCAAGAACCAGAUGAAUGUUCCAAACUCCUCGACGAGUUCCAUGACCUCAGGAUCGCCAACCAUGCAUACAAGGUUGCUGACCUUGAUGAUACGGUGCGGAAGGACUUCGAUACCAAGGCAUCUUGCUUCCGUCAGAGCAUGAUGGAAGCUGUUGAGAAGAUCCAUCCUUUCCCACGAGACACCCAGGAAUAG